This is a messenger RNA of Drosophila miranda, 1326 nucleotides long. RefSeq names its product eukaryotic translation initiation factor 3 subunit F-2. The transcript is spliced from 2 exons. NCBI's taxonomy places the organism in Eukaryota, Metazoa, Arthropoda, Insecta, Diptera, Drosophilidae. The coding region runs from base 104 to 970 and encodes 288 amino acids. The record is from RefSeq and is a predicted model, not a curated record. Gene Ontology annotation, biological process: translational initiation. Gene Ontology annotation, cellular component: eukaryotic translation initiation factor 3 complex, eIF3m. Gene Ontology annotation, molecular function: translation initiation factor activity; metallopeptidase activity; translation initiation factor binding.
AAGUUCACACAAAUUUGACUUUUUCCAGGAAUUUCGCUCACAGCCCAUGCUAGCCAUUUUCUUCAUUUGUAACAUCGAAAAUACAGUGUAAUCCUCCUCUAUUAUGUCGCUUUCGAACUUUAAUCUGCAGGCCAAGGUCCUGCUGCACCCUCUGGUGCUGUUCCAGAUUAUCGAUGCCUACGAGCGUCGCGCCAAAGACGUCCCAGAGGUGCUGGGAACUUUGUUGGGCACCGUCGCGGGCAAAACAGGCCGCAUAGAGAUCACCAAUUGCUUCAGCGUGGUGCACCGCAUGCACGGGGACAACAACUGCCACAUCGACCUAGAUCUGAAGUACGACAACGAUAUGCUGGAGCUGGCGCAGAUCGCCUAUCCGCAGGAGAAGGUUGUGGGCUGGUUCAGCACCGGCAAGGCCGUCUCGGCCGCAGCAGUGGAGCUGCACGAAUACUACGAGCGUCAGUGCCACAGCGGGCAGCCGCUGCAUCUGCUGAUGGACACCUCGCUGCGGGGCCAGCGCAUGAACACGCGCAUCUUCUGUCCCGUAGCGACGGGCGUGCCAGGGGGCACCAAGGGCCUGAUGUUCUCGCUGCUGCCGAUGGAUAUCUACUUCGGAUCGCCGGAUAUUGUGGCCAUGCGCCACAUGGGGAGGCAGUGCGCACAGCCGCCCAAGGAGGCGGGCCGCCUAUUGCCAGAAUUCGUGCAAGUGGUGGACGCCACCAAGGACAUCCAGCAGAAGCUCGAUCUGGUGCUGCGCUACAUCAACGAUAUCCUCAACCGCAAGCGUCGCCCCGACAACACCGUGGGCCGUGCCCUGCACGAUGUUUUGACCUCGGUGCCGAUGGUGGAGGCGGAGCGCUUCCGUCACAUGCUCAACAACAAUAUGCGCGACGUCCUCAUGUCGAUGACACUCUCCUCGAUGAUCAAGACCCAGCUGCAGCUCAGCGAACGGCUAUCCAAUAUGGUGGAUGCUUAGGCUCUGAAAAUCCGAUCUCAAUUAAUCAAUAAAGCGCCGUUUUUCGGGGAGGGCUAUCCCGGCCGACACGUACUGCACUGCCAGCGAUAACUAUUAUCAGUUUUUUGCUUGGGCAUACAGCUAUGUACUUACUGUAUGUGUCUUAUCAGCGGCUAAAGCUCACUUUCUAUGAGGUUCGGUUCACAUGUGUGGAGGCCAAGAAUGAAGAUCUUGUGGAAAGUUUUUGUAUACCCUUGUAUUUUAUUGUUCAUAUGUUUGCAGAGGAGUUUCUUUAGAUUUGUACAUAAAACACUCUGCAGAAGCUUAGCCUUUCAAGGCUCGAAUAUCACAAAGAAGGAUCACUUACAUAUAAUCUA